This is a messenger RNA of Alligator mississippiensis (American alligator), 5929 nucleotides long. RefSeq names its product codanin 1 (gene CDAN1). The record is from RefSeq and is a predicted model, not a curated record. The transcript has 29 exons. The coding region runs from base 58 to 4182 and encodes 1374 amino acids. Lineage: Eukaryota; Metazoa; Chordata; Crocodylia; Alligatoridae. Gene Ontology annotation, biological process: chromatin organization. Gene Ontology annotation, cellular component: nucleus.
GGCGCGUGUCCCCGCGCCCCGCGCUCGCCCGCUCUGCCCCGCCCCGCCCCCCCGGGAAUGGCGGCCGCGCUGGAGCUAGUGCUGCGAGAGGAGGUGGCGCCCGGCGCCCUGGUGCACUGGCUCAAGCACGACCCCGGGCGCCGCUCGGCCGAGGAGAACCAUAUCCAUGAAAAGCUGGUAUCUCUUAGUUUGCCUCAGAAAGACUUUGUGCCUUUCUUCUUGAAUUUUUUAAGGGAGCAAACCGGUCAGAUCCUGACCAAUGGGCCUUCCACCCCUGCAAAAACACCGAAUUCCAAGGCCCUUGGAAACUCUGCUGGCCGUGGGAGCCAAAGGAGAGGCUCAGAAAGGAGGGCAGGAAACACAACAGGGUCAAGCAGCAGCCGAAUGCAGCUCUUUACCCAAAAAGGCUCUGCUAACUCCUGUUCCCCAGAUACCAGCUUUGCCCCUUCUGCUGUGUCAGGUGGCUCUCCUGCAUUUACUGGAUCAAACCUGUCUAGCCCCAGCAGUGAUUUCCCUAGUGUGGUCUCCAGUGUGAGCCCAAGCUUUGGUUGCAGCCCUGUAUUUAACCACAGUGAGAGGCGCUCAGCUCAGAAGGCCAACUUGGGGAACUUUUUUGUGGCCAUGCCAGAAGUUCAGCCGACAAGGCGAGGCAGAAGAAAGGGCAACAGCUCCACCAGUACCUCUAGCCGGCAGGUGGCUCGGGAUCUUGGACGAUGUCUUGCUGAUGAGGAGGAUGGGAAGAGUGAUAACACUUCAUGGAGUGGAGGGAGGAAGAAGCGCAAUGAAGUGUUGGGUGUCUCUGCCAGUUCCCCACCUGAUCAGCUGAACCUCAACAACUUGGAGGAGUUCCCACCCAUGUGCGCUUCUUCUGGCUUCACAAACAAAAGUAAGCCAUCAAGACGAAUUAACCCCACUCCAGUGAGUAUUGAGCGCCCGCUCUCUAAACCCAAGAUGUGCUUCACUUCUACACCAGUCAGCCAAUCUCCAGCUGCUCGGUUUCCAUCUGGAGCAAGUCAUGAAGCCUUUGUGACCAUCCAGGAAGGAAAUGUUGCUUCCACUGCAGGGAGCAGCCUUCAAGAGGAGAGAGAGAUGCUGAAGAAAGAACGAUGCAAGUUGCUGCACCAGGCUUCUUCUCCUGCAGGCCUGUCUCUGGAGCCCAGCACUCCUACCAAGCUUAGCUACACUCGAAGUGCAAGCCUCCCUCCUGAGGGCCAUCUGAUGACCUGUGCAUAUCUCAGUAAGGUCUCCUGCAAAAAGCAACUAGAUCAGCUGGCCUUGCUUUAUUCAUCUUGUAUAGCAGAAAACCUGGUUCCGAACAUCUUCCUGGAGCUCUUUUUUGUUCUGCAGCUGCUAACAUCCAGGGGAAUAUCUGCAGAAGAUGGAGAGAGUGAUCUGGAAUUCAAUCAAGGAUGUAAAGGUGCAGUAGAGAGGCAGCAUUUUCAUAAUGUGCACAACUGUGUCUAUUUUGCUGUCCAGGUCUUGGAUCGUCAGUAUGAACUUAUUUCCCACUUAGAGAAGGGGACCUUGAAACUCUUGGCUGAGAACGAGCGGAUUGCGUCCUUUUCCCCUCACCUGCACAAGAGGCUGAGGCAGGCUUAUGAAAGCAGCACAGCCAAGGUUUCUCUCCUGCUGCCUUCAUCUGUACAAUCUGUUUCUUUCCAGCCAGAAACUGAUAAUCGCUCUAACUUUCCCAGUGACAGGGCAUUUCAUAUUUUUAAGAAGCAAAGGGACAUCUUCUAUGAGUUGCUGCGUGAAUGGGAAGAUAACCAUGAAAAACCAGCUUGGGAUUUUGAAAGAGUCCUGGGCAACAAGAUCAGGGCUAUGAUGGCUCACCUUACAGCAACUUGUAACCACAGCCAUUUUGCCAGACUCUUUCAAAAACAGAUUAUCCAGAUGUGUAAAGGUCCCGUUGGUGGUGGCACAAGCUGGGGAGACACCCCAGACCAGGACGUCCUUAAUAUGUUGGGCUGUGAUGAUCUGAGUCGGCUGAAGAGGCUGCAGGAGAGAUUUGUCGCUCCUCAGAGCAUCAGAGGGCCUUGCCCACCCCCUUCCUUCCCAGGGUGCCAGCAAUUCUUCAGGGACUUCAUCCUCAGCGCAGGAAGCUAUCAGUUCAAUCAACACCUCAUGGAUAACCUGUGCCUAAAAAUACUUGAGCUGGAUGGCCUUACUUUGGUAGAGCAUGAGCCUAGCGAUGGUGAAGCAGACAUGGAGGAACAGGAUGAAAAGAAACAUUUCACCGUUGUCCUGAUGAGCCUCCGGCUCCUGGCAAAAUUUCUUGGAUUUCUUGUUUUCCUUCCGUAUCGCACAGUGGAGCCACCAACAAGAGACUUGCACGAGUCUGCAGUGGCAUUAAGAAAUCAAAGCCUACCUGUACUGGAUGUAUUGAAACUCCUGCAGCGAGCUAUCCAGGGCCGGCGUACUAUCCUCACUAUACCUUGGAUUGUGGAGUUCCUCUCCCUCGUAGAUCAUAUUGCUCCUUUUCUUGACUACUAUGGGACAGUAUUUUCCCUCUUGCUGCAAGUGUACAGAUGGGCUGUACUACUAACCUGGUAUGUUUGCUGUGGCAUUGGAAUUCCAAGACCUCCGGGCUUCGGCCUGCAUGUAGGAUGCCUGCCAGUGGAUUUGGGAGUUUCUGAAAUCCAAGGGUCCAUGGUACCCUCUGAAGAUAAGGAGAUGAGUUUCCUAAACAAGCUGUUGAUCCUUGCAGUGUUGGGUUGGCUUUUUCAGUUUCUGUUCCAGAUCCCCUCUGUCCCAGAGGAGCUGUUCUUUACCAGUGAAGUCAGACAGGAUGGAUUGAUGAUGGAUACCAUGUCAUCUGCUCAGGCCUUGGAUUCUGCAACUUUGGUGGAUCAGCAGUUACUUUAUACCUGCUGUCCAUAUCUUGGUGAGCUGCGGAAGCUGCUGGCCUCCUUUGUGGCAGGCAGUGGAGCAAAGAAUGGUGGCUUUAUAAGAAAAAUAACCCCAACAGCUGCAGAGUCCUUGGCACCCAAACCUUCUGUCACACAGCAGAAACUGCAGGCAGAGCUGGAGCAGGCCUUCUUCCACAAUCAGCCCCCAUCACUGCGGAGAACAGUGGAAUUUGUGGCAGAGAGGGUGGGAUCCAACUGUGUUAAGCAUAUCAAGGCCACUCUGGUAGCAGAGCUUGUCAAAAGGGCAGAGGUCAUGCUGCAGGAAAAAGUGAAGGAGGACAAUACUAAUCAUGACAAACUGCUAGAUGAGGUGUGCACUCAGCUUUAUGAAGAAGGGGCACAGGCUUUCCUCAAAGGCAGAGAAUUUUGCAGGAAGAAAGGUCCUGAAGCUGUGAGAGUUCUUCUGCCAGAAGAGACGUCUGCAGCUGUCCUGAGCAGUGCAGAGGAUAUUGCAGUGAGGCUGGCUACUGAAAAGGCAUGUACCUGGCUCUCCACCAACAUCACAGCACUGAUCAAAAGGGAAGUGAGGACCACAUUCAGUCGAAUGCUGAAAAUCCAGGGUCCUUCCUUACCUAGUGAGGAUACACAAGAGAUGAAGAAGGACUGCCCUCCAGGAUGCCAGCAUCAUGCUCCAUUUCCCUCUGAAAUCAUCAAUGAGAUCAAAGAUGUUCUCUGUAUUGCUGUGGGACCAAGGGAUGGAGAUGAAGCGAUUCAUUAUGCCCAUCUGGAGUGCUUGUUGGAGAAGCUGAGUCAAACACUUCAAUGCAGAAAGUUCAUGUGUCCUACCUCGGAACAGCAGCUGGCUAAGUGUACCAUAGAGUUGGCUUCUCUUUUAGUUUCAGACCGCAUUCCGAUCCAAGGUCUUGAGCUUCAGACCCAGAAAUACCCUGAAAGACAGCGAUCAAAGAAUCAUCCCAUCUGCAACCUCCUCACAUCGCUGCUCUCUGUCUGGAAGGAAGAUUUUGUGAUGCUUGUUCCAGUGCAGCUGAUCUUCAGCAAGAAGAACGUUGGCUAUGUUGCAGAAGCUAAGCAGCGAGAGUGGGACUUGUUCCUGUUCAUGCUUCAUGGCCUGGUUGAGUACAAUCUGAUGGGAAAUGCGGAGAUAGAGAGCUACUUGCAAAGUCUCCAGGAAUUUGCCUGGCCCUCAGACUUCUUAAAAGAGCUGGAAACUCUGUCCAGAGUGUUUGAAUCUGAGCUUCAUAUAGAAGAACUCAGGACUAAUCCUUGUGAAUUGGUGAGACAAUCUCUAGGCGCUGUGACAGCACAAAGCUAGUGCAGGUCAUCAUGCUACAAAUUAAGGAACUCAUGGACUCAAGCUGUGGAACUGUAUAGUAUUGCUAAAUGCAUUCAGUGAGCCUCUUGCUGGGAGUCCACUGCGUUGAAGUGUAGUUUGUGCAAAAGCUGCACCAACCUUUGCCUUUCCAGGUGUGACAGGAAUGCACAUUCUUCAAACUGUUUUGAGGGAUUUACAUAAGCAGAUGAAAAUGUUUCCCAGAAAUUGGUCUCUGAGUUGUAAACUCUUAAGCACCUUAAUGAGAUUCACAGCAGAUGAUCUUGACUCAAUAAAAACACCUUUCACUCUCAUACAGCAAGAGGCUGAGCAGAGCUGGGCAUCAGUUUGUAUGAACAAAACCCACUUCAUGGCUCAAGUGAUAGAUUCCUGUUGGCUUCCCAAGGUGCCAUUCUCUUAAUUUAAUGCUCCAAACAGCAUGAUUUCUCACUGACUCUGUUAGAAAAGACUGCUGCCAUAGGAGCCCAGAUGAAAUUUCAUUUCAAGGAGAUGAGACUAUAUUUAUUUUUCCCCAAGUGCUCAAGCUUGAAGGUUUGGUUUUUUUAAGUUUUUAAGAUUAUAUUUUAAAAAUGAAAUCACCUUAAAAAUGCACCAGAGCAUUGGAUUGGGAAGUACUUUUAAAGGACAUGCAUGUCUCACUCAAGAGAAGCAGAACUUCUAUUUCAUGGUUUUUAUAGAACUGAGGGGGAAAUUAUCUGCUUAUUUUUUUUACUGGGGACAGAUGACAGUAUUUUAAAAAGCAUCGUUUUUAUAGUAACAAAUUUUAAAUGCUAUUUAGCUGCUGUUCACUGUUUUCAUAACUCCGUUUGCCUUGAUUUUGGAGUAUACACACCCACACACACCUGGUCCAGUGGGAUGUGUCAACUGGAGCAGCACUAGGCUGAAAGUGUCACAAAAAUCCCAGACCCUGGGUGGUUUACAGGAAGCAGUUGUUUUCAUGGCAUAAUGGUGGGCACUGUCUGCCUUCAGAGAUCCACAUUGACAAGGAAAUUAUCAAUAAGCAGCAUGUCCAAUUUCCAUUCUCUUCCUAAAUAUAGUGUUCUAUGUGCUGAGGACUGUUUGGCCCUUUUUAAUCAAUAUAGAGAAGUCGCUUAUCAGAGAGGUUGCAUAGGAUUCACCUUUCCAUAUAAUGAAGUGUUUUUUACUGUGCCCAACCUGUAGAUAGCGUCCCUUUUUUGUCAAUAAACGUGGUUUAGUUACAAAGCAAACACUUGUUUUAACAAAAAAUGCAGCUAGCCAAAGUGAAUCCCAGGGCCAUUUUAGAUUGAUUUCCCUUGCUUUUAUGGGAUAAAAAAAGGCAAUAUCAAGGAGUUAGUUUCUCCUUUUAAAAAAAACAAAUGUUAGGUUAGACUGGCUGCAGUUAAAACCUAGUGCACACAGAUAGACAAUCUAGAGAGGAUCAUGCCCAUCUUGUUUCAACUGUUCCAGGUAAUUUUGUGAUCUACUCAGGUUACUGAGUACUGGGUUGAAGGAGACUGCAGAUACCAGGUAUCUGUGUUGUUAUAAUGUGUGUGGAUUUGGGUUUUUUAAUGGUCUGUAUCAUGUAAAGGUUGUUGCCCAGUAAUACUGUAUUGUGUGUACAACGAGGCUGCAGCAAUAUGAACUGAAAUAACUAGUGCUCCAUGCUGCUACACACUCGCUUCUUGGAGUUUAGUAUUAAAGGACCGUUUCACUGUUGAUAUCUUAAUGAGCCUGUCAACUUGCCAUAAUAAACAAGUAUUGAAAUAAA